AUGGCAGCAAAACCGCAGUGGUCCUCAACAUCAAGAGACGUGGAACGUCACAUUUCAAGGAAGGAGGCAACAUGUUCGAGUACGGCAAGGGUGAAGGGCCCACGCAAGCCAUUGCGAGAGAAGUCGCGUGUCAGCAGGGCAUGUUCAAACUGGACAGAGAGAUACAGGCUAUGCGUGGACGUGCUUGAUCUGAGUGGAGGAGCUCCAACCUCAUCCCAUAUGGUUUCAUCUCAACCCAAUCCUUAUCUUUCUACGGAUGCCGUUUUUUUCCAUCCAUUCAUACCCAUCUCGGUUCAUGUCCCUCCAAGCCCUUCUCGUAGCGACGAAACCGCGGAUGGGGGUUCAUUGCUGGUUUUUCUUGACCAACUCGUACUGGAACCCGAAACCGCUCUCGAGAAAAUCACCAAAGGCUCAGGAAUACGGAGAAAUGGGUCCAGGACCACCAAAGGAAUAUUCGAGGAGUGGCUAGCCGCAGUCAGUGGAUUCUCGUCAUCGGACUUGGAGGUGUCCUCCCAUUGCUACGAUCUCUCCUGUGAAUACAAGACCGCAGUAGCCACGUCUCUGGCCACCGAGGUCCUACACACGGAUCAACGCUCUUUAACCCUACCCCACAGGCUCCAUGGUAUAAAAGGCUCGGGGCGAUCUCCUGUCCAGUCUUUCGACAUCAACACCCUCUCUCCAAACUACUUUAUAUUUUCUGGCUAUCUAUCAGCUAUUUACUCUUCUUCAUUCACCGCGACGCCUUCUUCAACUAUGGGACCAACCACUUCUGCAUCCAACUCACGGCAUCCAGUGAACGAGAUUAGGUAUGGUACGGGACGUUCCCUCACCAAGAGCGACGCCAAAGAGCUUGCGGCCAAGGAAACUCUCGAGAUCAUCUACCGGCAGAACGCGCCCACCACGUACAGCACCGAGUCAUACAAGUGGCCUAUAGAAGGAGGCGGCGAUCAUCAUUAUAGCUAUGGUUAUCCUAUUGCAGCCUCUACUUCUGCCUACGCUCCUGUCACCCACCCAUACAUUGCCACUCCUGGCACUCCUGCAGCUGGUCUACAGCCUCUCCCAACCACAUCUGCGUCACCUUCACACUAUGCAUAUCCAUCUCAGUACCCAGCAUAUCAGUAUCAGCCCUACUACCAUACUCAGCACGCGCCACAGCAGCAAACCUAUUACGUCUACUCGUCAUCCGACCCCUACUACCGACACUAA
This is a messenger RNA of Acaulospora colombiana, 1206 nucleotides long. The record is from the annotation of a GenBank genome assembly. NCBI's taxonomy places the organism in Eukaryota, Fungi, Glomeromycota, Glomeromycetes, Diversisporales, Acaulosporaceae.